Molecule: messenger RNA, 2676 nt
Organism: Verruconis gallopava
Lineage: Eukaryota; Fungi; Ascomycota; Dothideomycetes; Venturiales; Sympoventuriaceae
Exons: 5
Coding region: 264-2051 (595 amino acids)
Biological process (GO): carbon catabolite repression of transcription
Cellular component (GO): cell tip; cell division site; nucleus
Molecular function (GO): protein binding
Source: RefSeq, a predicted model, not a curated record
AUUGGAAAGCCGAAACUGUAACCCUCGAGAAGAGGCUGCUCCGGCUACGAAAACCACCGUCGGUCCCAGUGUCACCACCUCUCUUUUUCCUCUCUCCUCCGUGACCUUCUCUGCCCCGUCUGUCGCUGAUCGCCAAGUUCCAGCCACGCCCACCCCGCUCGUUUUCCCCCUCUGCCAUGUGAGCAGUCCAAAUCCAGUACUGGAGCACCCCAACCCUCCAUCGCCCUUCCGCCAUAGCCGUCCAAUGCGCUGUCGCCUGCAGCAUGUUCGCAUACAGCGUCCUGCCGCCUCCCCCACGAUACUCCCAAGCCCAGGGCAACCUGCCCCCGGUCGAGACCAACAACCUGAUAUCGCAUCCGACGGGGCCUGACUACACGUUCCUGGUCGGUGAAGGAACAUAUGUCCUACGUGACGAGCUCCUCCUUGCGACACCGCCGCCGCAUCCUUCCGAGGGACCGCCGGUCAAUCCAAACCCGCUCAACACCGUGAUUGCGCCUCCGACCGCGGGCGUAAAGCUAUCCUUCGCCAUCAUCGCACCAAAGCAUGCUUCCUACCCACGGGCGCCGCGUCCGGACUCGCCAGUCAGCCAGCACGCCUCGGAGGGUUCUUCGUCCACUCGCGAGGGCAGCAAUCACGAAGGCCAGAGCAAGGCGGGCAGCAACCCAGGCUCGCUCUUUAAACCUAAUGGUCUUGGCGAAGCGGCCCCCCUCCAGGUGUUCGGCCAUGCGAAUCCCGCGCUGGCGACGGUGAACGGCAAGGGCGUCAAGGACUCGAAGAAGGAGCGUAAGCCGAAAAACAACAUGGUCAAGAGCAGUUCGACGUUCAUCAGUCGCGUCAUACCGCACGAGGGUUUGACCAAAAGACUGCAGGAGCACAGCCCAGAGGGCCUCUUUGCCUUUGCUAACAUCAAUCGCGCAUUUCAAUGGCUGGAUCUUUCGAGCCCUACAAAGGUUGAAAAUCUGACCAAGAUAUUGUUCACGAAAGCGCACACGCUGUGCCACGAUGUCAAUCAGAUCACGAAAUCAGCAACGCAUUUGGACGUCAUCAUGGGCUUCAACACGGGCGAUAUCAUGUGGUACGAGCCCAUGUCACAAAAGUACUCGCGUCUGAACAAGAAUGGCAGCAUCAGCGCAGCUGCAGUAGCCGACAUACGCUGGAUGCCCGGCUCUGAGAAUCUUUUCCUAGCCGCCUGCAUGGACGGCACACUCGUCAUCUACGACAAGGAGAAAGAAGACGCCCCGUUCGUGCCUGAAAACGGAUCGGAUCCCGUCGCAAACGGCCAUAAUGCACAUCGCUUACGAGUCCUAAAGUCGGUGCAGUCGCGGAACCAGAAGACAAAUCCGGUCGCAUUCUGGAAAGUAUCGAAUCAGAAGAUCAAUGCGUUCUCGUUCUCCCCGGACGGAAGGCAUCUAGCUGUUGCAAGUGAAGACGGGUGCCUUCGCGUCAUCGACAUUCACAAGGAGCAGCUGCUCGACCAAUACAUGUCCUACUACGGAGGUCUGACCUGCACAUGCUGGUCGCCCGACGGACGGUACAUCCUCACUGGCGGCCAGGACGACCUGGUUUCAAUUUGGAGUCUCGCCGACAACGCCCUCGUCGCCCGCUGCCAGGGCCACAACUCCUGGGUCACUGCAGUUGCAUUCGAUCCCUGGCGAUGUGAUGAGCGUAACUACCGCUUUGGAAGUGCAGGCGAGGACGGGCGUCUGCUGCUCUGGGAUUUCAGUGUCGGCAUGCUACACAGGCCGCGAGCCGCGAGUGUGCGCCAGAGAGGCAGCGUCGUGUCAGCCAUGCGACUACGCUCGGAAGAGAGCUUGCAGCAUGUCGAUUCGAAGGAGGAAGACGCGCAGAUUGUGCAUGCGGUCGAGCCGCGGGCGCGCACCGCUGUGCUGCCGCCGGUUAUGGCAAAGAACAUUGACGAGCAUCCCUUGAGCUGGCUUGGCUUCGAGGAAGAUGCCAUCAUCACGGCUUGCAGAGACGGACAUGUUCGCACGUGGGAUCGACCUAAAGAAGGAGCCAGCCAUGAGCUUCCGUCAACUAGCGGGAGCGGCUGAAAUGAUUCUGUGGUUGGUGGACGUAGCCCGGGAUGUCGCGGACAUAGCUCUGCAUUCAGUAAUGCCUCUAUUUUCAUGUUGAGAUGGCAAAAAAAAUCAUUUGAGACGGAGAGGGCAAAACCUGGAUACAUUUUGUGUAGCGAACCGGGGAUGAUUGGUGCGACGGAGGGAGCGACGUACAUUUCAGCUCCUCAUUCCCCGGCCUGUGAUGGACUUGAGCUCCCCUUGUCGCGACCUGCAGCGGGUGAUUGUCGCAGGAAAUUCUAUCGGGUUCGAAGGAUUUAGCGAGCCGAACAGUCGCGAAACCGCCUGAUGAGGCUCGACGAGGCUGAGUCGUCACUCUCACAAGUUCUUCUGUUAAAAGUACUUUUAGUUAAUCGACCCUAUGGCAUCCUGACAUAAGCCGCGUUUCUGCGAGCACCUGGGGCUUGGAAGUUGAGUUCCUCACGUCGCGUACAACCACCCCAGACCUCCAAUCAAUUUCGCAAAACGUCCUCCUUGGCCAGUCUCUGGUCAUGCCAGCAUUUGUUUACAAACGUCAAAGACGGCCUUUCAGCGAUAAGCUUCCAAAACCGGCAAUUGCCCUGGCUAAACGUCGUAUCCCAGCUGAGCAUCAGGCCUCUGG